UCUGCUCGAUGGAUGGAUGGACGGACGGACACAUGGACGGAUGGAUGAAUAAUUGACUUGAUACAUACAUAUUCACCUUCAAGGUGUCUGUCCGUCUAUCCCACACGUCACGUGUCCGUCCCCUCCCGCCCACAUGCCAUCCAUGCGUCUCUAUCAACACAGCACGGCGUGUACAUGAGCGCACCGCACCCACCCGUGGCUGGCAUGAAUGAAUCAAACGUCAGCACCCUUGAUAUGCGCCCACCCUGGCGGCACACACACAGACACAGAGGGCAAGAACAACUCGAUACGAAAUUGGAAGCCACUUAAGGGUGGUUGAUUGCGGCGUACUGUCAUGUGUGGGACACUCUGUUGAGUAGCUGCCGUCAUCCAGACCGUCACCGUCGCUGCCGUCUACGCCACACGCGCACACACAGAAGGCAUGUCGUGGAUGCAUACGUGUGAAGGUGUCUGCCCGUACCAUCGUAAUCGCUGUUGUCGUCCUGCUGGUCUUCUGCCUGUCCGUCGAACACGACACACACUCACAGACAUUGACCGAUCCAUCACACACACAUCACAACGGGUACGUGUGGCUUUGUGUGCGUACCCAUAUGUGGCCCUCUAUCUGUCUCUGGUGGGUCUUGCGUGUGAUGUACACUGCCGUGGCGGCCAACAGGCGGACAUCGCACACGGCCAGGUCGACGUCGCACAUCGACAGAACUGCACACACAGAGGCACAGACAGACAGGAAAGGCCAUUCGGCAGCUGGAGAUGUCUGUGUGUGAUUGACUGACCAUGAGCUUCUUGGCGAAUGAGAACAGGUGUCCGUGUGUGUCCAUCAUGGCAGGGGCGAAGAGCCCCUCCAGACGCUUGAUGCCGCAUGCAGAACUAUCAACCACCGCACGGUCCAUCACCUGAGCACCCACAUAGCCAGAGAGAAAGACAGACAGAAAGAUAUGUCGGUGUCCCUCUCGUGUGAGUUGGAGGGCCUGGUCACCGGUUUGGACAGUUUAUCAGGCACUCCAAUAGAGUAACAUUUCAGCUGCGGCUCGUGCAGCUUCACACAGGCAUCCAAACACGCAGCUGGUACCUGCGCACGUAAGAGCACACACAGACAAAUGAUGGACACACGCAUAAACGAGCUGGCCUCUCAUGACGAGUCGAUGAGUUUGUGGGCGGAGCAGAUGUCGAGCAGCCGCACCGCCCGCAUGGUGGUCGUGUCACGCAGGCAGUCCACCCGUGAGGCCAUCUCCACUAUGCGAUUCACCAGCAAAGCUGCACGAAGGAAGGAAUGGCAGACAUACAGCUCAUAUACGCUGCGCGUCAUGUAUUGUUUUGUCUUGGCGGUGCAGAACCUCGGACGCAGCGGAACCGGUGAGGCCUCUGCGACGGCCAAACAUAGGGCACCACCUGAUCCUUCCACCACAUGAUCCUGGCUGCGCCGUGAUCAGCUGCUCAGCGAUGAAUCAAUGCCAUCAGACGGUGUUUCUUUCGCCAAUUUUCAUCCAGAACCCUCACCCCUAUGAACACUGAGGCCAUUUGGUGGAAGAACAAGACCAGCCCUGCAUGGCGAUCGGCUGCCAUUCUCAUUUCCAAGCUCGCAAAUUCCUCGGCGCAU
This is a messenger RNA of Vitrella brassicaformis, 1597 nucleotides long. Lineage: Eukaryota; Vitrellaceae. The record is from the annotation of a GenBank genome assembly.